Caenorhabditis bovis is the source of this 1254-nucleotide messenger RNA. The record is from the annotation of a GenBank genome assembly. NCBI's taxonomy places the organism in Eukaryota, Metazoa, Nematoda, Chromadorea, Rhabditida, Rhabditidae.
AUGUUGCUGAAAGAACUAUUCGCGUUUGUGAUACUAUUGUAUCUAAUCGAUGUCACUUUUUGCCAAGAAGGAGCCUGGAACUUGAGUUUGACUCACGAGGAGCUUAAUGGAAGAACGUAUUGUCGUCCGAAAAGCGACAAAUCCGAGCACCACGUGGCUUUCAUCAACCGAAAGGAUUUUGUCUGGGAUUGCAAGAACAUUGCACAUACCGUUUUUUUCAUGGUUCAAUGGUCCGAAAGUGAAAUCAAUUCAUUGGUGUCAAAAAUCGAAUAUCUGUACGCUUCUAUACUGUUCAUUGAAAACACGAUGGCGGAGAGGAUCGAUUUCUCAUCGCUUAAGCAUAUUGAUAAUGUUACUCUUGAAAUCAAGCACAACCCGAAAUUGAAGACGAUUCUAUUCCGGAAGGACGCGCUUACAUUCAGCGAUUCUAUCAUUUAUUUAUUCGGCUCGCCGCAAUUCACCGAUGAGAGCAUGCCGGUCAUCAAGAAUCACUGCAUCGAAUAUUGCGCUAGAGCGCGCACCACCGAAAUGCCAAUCAAGCGUGAGAAAGACCGAUCGACGGGUUUGGAAUGGUGCUCGUUUGAUUCGAGAGGCGCCAAGGCCACCUAUUACAAGCCGAACCCACUAUUGACGACGUGCCCGGGAAUGUUCUAUAUGAAAAUCUACAUGAUUGGCUGGCCGGUUGCCGAAAUCCAGAAGGUGCUCAGCAGCAUCCACUCGCUCUACUAUGUUGCCAUUUUGAUUGCGCAUACCGAUAUUGAGACGGUCGAUCUCACCUCGAUGGCCUAUGUGAAUAUCUUUCAUCUUUAUCUAUUGGACAAUCCGAAGCUCAAGGAUGUUUAUUUCUCCGAUGUUGUUCGAAACACGAAGAAGCUUCGCGACAGCGUUACUGUGAUCUCAUUCAAUAAUCCAAAAAUGAGCUUGAAAAGCGCUGAAUAUCUCAAACUAUUCUGCAAUUAUGCGUGUUUAAUUGAAAAUGCUAAUUUGAAGCCUACACCACCAACGACGACGGCGAAGAUUGCCACUCAGCUGCCGUUGAUCGUCGGCACCGAACCGAUGCCGGUGAAGGAGAUGAUGAUAUCCCAUAGGCCGUGGAUCAUCGGUCAAGAAGAUCAACCAAUUCCAGUUACAGAAGCACACGAGGAAUCAGUGGAGACGACGACGGAGUCGAUUGAUGAGGAUUCGCAUGCCACCUCAUCCUCGAUUCUUCUUAUUCCAGCAGUUUUGCUGGCCAUUCUUCUUGGAGAUUUUUAA